Messenger RNA from Paramecium tetraurelia, 1326 nucleotides. RefSeq lists its product as uncharacterized. The record is from RefSeq and is a predicted model, not a curated record. The transcript is spliced from 6 exons. Lineage: Eukaryota; Ciliophora; Oligohymenophorea; Peniculida; Parameciidae.
AUGGGAGGAUCUAAAUCUAAAUCUAUAAAGAAACACGCAAAUGUGGCAUUCACAGAUUAUGAACUCGAAGUCUUCGAAGUCUACUUCGAAUUAUUGAAAUGCCAUGAUUCUAUAAACGGAUUUCUUACGUAGAAAUCAAUGCUCCCAGAAUUCCCUGAGAAUCCAGACUUCUCGGUUAAUUUGUAUAACUGGAUGAGAGAAAGAUGCAAGAAUUAAUAAAUCGAUUACACCAAUUUUGUCAUCACAUUGGAACUCUUGCUUAAAGAAUAACAAGAAUAUUAUCUAAGCGACUACAAAUUCAGAGUCCUUGAGAAAUUCGAGUUAUUUGCCCUUAUUAGUCUCGGGUGUCUCGAGAAUCAGAAAGAAUCAAUCAAUAGGUUUUCGGUGAGUUACUCACAAGGAAGUCUGGUUAUUAAAGAACUAUUGAAUAUGUAUUAUUACAAUAAACAAAUCAGGAACAGCCAAAGAAAUGAUCUAGCAGCAAGAAGUGUUGCUAAUUCUAUUUUUGAGUAAAAAUCUACUCUCCCUUUCAACCAAUUUAUUGGUAAAGCAAAAUAACAAUUGAUUUACGCAAAUAAUUUGUGCAAACAAUAUUUUACUAAGAAAUUCAUUAAUCCUCAUUUGAAAUAUGGAAUUCCAAAAUUAACAUCCUCCAGUUUCAUCUUGAAUGACCAAUUUCUUGCCUUAUUACAAAUGAGCUCUCCUGACUUUAAUAGGAUUACUGAAUUGGAUCGUAAAUUCAAAUCCUCAGUUACAAAAGAUGAUUUGGAAUAAAUUACUGAAAUCAUUAUGUAUUCGGAUUAGCCUUUGCUAUUUUUGUUUAGGAAUCGAGAAGAUGAAUCAUAAAAUGACUCAUUUUAAUAAUAAAUAUUUGGAGCAUAUAUUAGCAUUGAUGAAACUAUUGAAACUCAUUUCAUCAGGAAGAGGCUGAAGGAUCCAAUGGGGAUCUUGUACAACCCUAAAGAUUAAAUAUCACUUUAUUUUGGAGAUGAAAAGAGUUUUUUAUUCUCUUUUUUACCUAAAUAUCAGUUAUUUAUGAGUACAUUUGAUAUCAACUCUAAGCAGUGCUUUGCUUAUAUAAACAAUAGAGCGUUCAAUCUUUAAACGUAAUAACCAUAUGGACUUGGGUUCGGUGGGGAUGGAAAAGGUAAUUUUAGAAUUUGGAUUGAUGAAAAAAUUCAAGGAAAUGCAACGAAUAGAAUUAAUAAUUAAUGUGAUUAAACUUAUGAAAUGGGAUAUUUAUUAGAACCACAUGUAGAAUUUCUUAAUUUGUCAUAAAUUGAAAUUUGGGGAGUCAAUCAUGAAAGAAAAUAAUAGAAAAAAUGA